Molecule: messenger RNA, 900 nt
Organism: Otolemur garnettii (small-eared galago)
Lineage: Eukaryota; Metazoa; Chordata; Mammalia; Primates; Galagidae
Gene: FAM228B
Product: family with sequence similarity 228 member B
Exons: 8
Coding region: 1-900 (299 amino acids)
Source: RefSeq, a predicted model, not a curated record
AUGAAAAAUGCACGCAGUGGCACACCACAGAAGCUCAAGAGCUCCAAAGAAUGGUUGGAACCACAAUCGAUUUCUUUUAUUGAGGUCUUAGCUAAAGAAGAUACUGAUGCAGCUAUUCAAUCAAUAUUAUACAGAGAAAAUUAUGUAAUUAAGGAACUAGAUAAGUGUUUACAACAUCAUGACUUCUUAAAGGCAAGAAGGAAAGAGAUGCUACAUAAAAGAUGGGUUGACCAUGUGGCAGACCCUCUCCAGAAGAAAAUCAUAGAAAAAGUUUGUUCAUACAAAAAUAUUAAAAAAAGGAGACAAGAGGAACUAGAUUGUUUUUUAAAACACAUAAAUAAAAAGGUUACCAUUCCACCAUUACGUGACCCUUUGAAAAAGGCACAAUGGGACAAGGAUAAUGAAAAAAGAACUCUUCUUCAGUGUGAGACUGGCAAAAUAUAUACAAUGAAAGAAUUUAAAGAGAUUGAGAAGGCCAAACUGCGUUCAAGAUUCCCAAGCAUUUCCAACUCAAGGGACUUUAUCACUCCAAAUGAGUGGCUUAAACUGCCUACAAGAUACGUAGAAAGUGAAUUUUGUAAAAGGAGCAGGUUAAAAGUGAAAGUGAAUUUUAACCAUACUAGUUUUGAUUUGAAGCCCUUGGCAAGAGCUCCUCAUCUUCCGGCAUCCCAGGAAGAAGAAACAGCUGUUACUUACAAAAAUAAAGGGUUACCCUUUCUGGAAAAGGAAACUCUGUGUUACCAGGAGGGAAAGAAUCCAAGUCCCAAAGAGGCCAACCCUGAAGGGCACUGUUCUUCCUUGAACCUCAGCCAGAAGGUAGAACGGGAUGAAGAUCAGGAUGUGAAAAGAGUAAGUGCUAGUUCUUUGCAGAUCCUGGAUUCUGCCCUGAAGCUAAAGUGA